AUUCUGUUUUGAGUCCUGGCUGGGGACAGUCCUUCCCCUGGUGAAAGUCGGCAGGGCUUUUUCUUGACGACAUCAGUGGACGUGACUACUCAGUUGCCACUUGUUGAGUAUCUCUGAUCGCAUGUUUCUCUGAGGAUUUAUUGGAAUAUUAAACCUUCAUCAUGUAUGGCACCUCGUUUACUUACUCGGGUGAUCUUUAUCUCUAUCCCGGUGAGGUGAUCAUCGGUCAUACACCAAAUGUACUCAAGUUUGAUUCCUACAAUGGGUUGAACCGUGGAAUAUCAGGAUCACUCUACUGCACCAACUUCAAAAUCAGCUUCGUCACAGCUAAUAGACCCAUGCAACAUGUGAUUGAAAUAGACCACAGAAAUCACCUUUUCAAGGAGAAUGACAUUCCACUCACAGGCGUUGGUCAACUCUUUCAGGUCAGUAACGGUAAACGACGUCAGAUGCUACCUGGAAUGGGUUCAACCAGUCAUGUGAAACUCAUCGAGAUCAGAUCAAAGAAUUUUAAAGUACACAUGUUCAGCUUCAAGUUUGCCCCCAAGAACACGGUUAAAACGGUAAGACAGCAUGCCAGGAAACCCUAAGGAAGCAAGAGCCAC
Lytechinus pictus (painted urchin) is the source of this 605-nucleotide messenger RNA. Its product is annotated as myotubularin-related protein 12-like. The coding region runs from base 162 to 590 and encodes 142 amino acids. Lineage: Eukaryota; Metazoa; Echinodermata; Echinoidea; Temnopleuroida; Toxopneustidae. The transcript has 4 exons. The record is from RefSeq and is a predicted model, not a curated record.